AUGAAGAAUCCUAUGACGGUGACACUAUGCAAACACGCGCACUCGUCCAUGAACGUAAUUACCUCGAUAAUCGGUCUUGUCAAAGGACACAGGGCGGUAAAUUUGAUAUCCCGGCAGCCGCAGCAUUUAUGUUACCCAGCAUCGCUUGCAAAUCCCGAGAUUAGUGUAGUUGUGUACAAUACUGACUGCACAACUUGCAAUACUGGGCUACACGGACUGAGCAACGCUUCUCCAAUAUUCAACCCCGAAAACAAGACUGAGAAGGAGAAGGUAAUGCGAGAGUCUCCGCCAAAUAAAGCAUCGGAAGAUAGCACCAACGAUGGCACGUUAAAAGGAGCGCAGCUGAUGGAAGCUUCUUGGAGGGUAGCCAGAGUCAGUGGUAUAUCCUCAGCGACACUCAAGAGUGCAAAUCGUCAUGUCAUGGCACUGACCGGUCGAGACUACAGGAAAUGGGCAUCUGAGAUGAAAGUUAUUGCUACCAUGACAAUGGCCCUUCUGCCGGCGACUUUCUUCGCCGCUGUAUUCUCAAUCCCUCCGCUCGAAUGGGAAAGGAAACCUGCUGUCUUCCAAACUUUUCUUAUGUUCCUACUUUGCGAUACCCACGACAUUUGUCAUCAUGGCGACCGGGUAUUGAUUGACCCAUCAGCAAGGGAUCCAGACUGGUGUAAAUAA
Truncatella angustata is the source of this 672-nucleotide messenger RNA. RefSeq lists its product as uncharacterized. The record is from RefSeq and is a predicted model, not a curated record. The transcript has 6 exons. NCBI's taxonomy places the organism in Eukaryota, Fungi, Ascomycota, Sordariomycetes, Amphisphaeriales, Sporocadaceae. The coding region runs from base 1 to 672 and encodes 223 amino acids.